This is a messenger RNA of Archocentrus centrarchus (flier cichlid), 1596 nucleotides long. RefSeq names its product transmembrane protein 150C (gene tmem150c). The transcript is spliced from 8 exons. The coding region runs from base 479 to 1216 and encodes 245 amino acids. Gene Ontology annotation, cellular component: plasma membrane. The record is from RefSeq and is a predicted model, not a curated record. Lineage: Eukaryota; Metazoa; Chordata; Actinopteri; Cichliformes; Cichlidae.
CAGGCGCCACAUUUGUUAUACGCCACUACAUCUGACAGCAGCGGUCUCUGCAGGCAGACUGCGGACUGAACGCGCUGCCCCUCCGCCUGAGCCGCUGUUUUGGGGAUUAUCCGCGCAGGGACAGGUAUGGUCCACAGUUUUGUGCGUGCCAGCCGAUUAGAGCAGUGCUUGUUAUGUUUGUGAAUAUGUCGUGUGCUGCUGGGGCUCCCUAACCCUAUUACACAACUCUCGUAACCAUCUCAUUCUUGUGCUUCAAGGAUACACAAGCCGCCAUAUGCGGACCGCCCAGAUCGGUCGCUGAAUGUUUCUUCUCUUCUGCUGUUGAGUUUUUCCGCAGCAAACCGAGAAUGGAGUAGGAUAAGGUUACUGUACAUGUGUAUGUGUUUCAUCGGAGAUUUAAGUAGUUCUGACUUCCUCAUCUCCUUCAUCAUAAAUAUACUAACACAACAUCUUCAUCUGUGGAUUCAGAGGAGACAAGAUGCUGAAUUUCAGCCUGUGGGCUCUUCUGCCUCCCAUCUACUCUGUCUGUACUGCUGCUGGACUCUGGGUGGUAUACUUCAUAGCUGUUCACGAUGGGAAGAUAGCACCCCUGAGUUCAGAAUACAGGAGAAAGAACGGCUCCUUUUAUCCUCCCUACAUUAGUUUUGCAGGUAACUUUCCUCCAGCCAGCUGCAUCUUCAGUGAAGUCAUGAACUUGGCAGGAUUUGUAGGGUUCAUUAUUGCCGUCCUCAGAUAUCUUCAGCUGAAGAACAAAAUAGACAAACAUUGGCUGAACGUUGGUAGUCUGGUGUGUUUCUCUAUUGGCUGCUUUGGAAUGACAAUUGUAGGAAAUGUUCAGUUACUCACUGCGAAGCGCGUUCACGAUGCAGGCACCAUCAUGGUGUUUGGACUGGGGACGCUGUUCUGCUGGGUGCAGUCUUACAUCACCAUGAGAGUUAACCUGAGGAAUGAGGGGAGGAAGGCUGCGAUUGCUCGUUUCCUGUUGUCUGGAGUCAUCACUCUUUGCAUAAUACUUUACUUCUCCCUGAUGCGUCUACACCUUCACAUGCAUGCGAGUCGAUGCCAGUGGGUGCUCGUCAUGUCCUUCCUCAUCUUCAUCAGCACUUUUGCCAUCGAGUUUCGUCACAGCAGCUUCUGGAUGGUGUGCAACGACACCCCUGGGUAUCCCUUCCAUCCAUCAGCAACAUGUGAAGGGGCCCAGGUCACAGCUGAAUGAGCUGUAGGGGUGUUACACAGGCUCAUAUGUAGACAUCCUGAGGUUUAUUUACAUGUAAAUAUUUAUUAUGCAGUUGCAACAAUCUAUACAGGGGUAAAAUAUAAUCACCACUUAUUGUAUGCGUAUUUGAAUGUUACAUAUUUGAUCAGCAUUUAAGGGCACACAGAAAAAAUCAGCUUGUAUAUUCUUUUAAUUGAUUCUUUUAUUUUUCUAUAGCUUCUUUUUACAGACAGUGUUUACAUUAUUUUCACAACUCUUCAAAGUAUUUCUGAAUAUGAAAAUGCUAUGAUGAGCGCACUGUUGCCUAAAGACAACUCAUGUAUUCACAGUACCAAAUUUAUAGCAUCAGUAUCAAUAAAAAGGUUAUUUUUAAUCAUCAA